AUGUAUGAGUGGGGAUGUGGUAAGACAUAUAAGGCAUGGGCAGAUAGUGGAAUGGCUAUAAGAUCCGCCCAGCUACUCAGUGCCCUUCCAAAGCAACGCGACAUCACGGAACUGCAGAGUGAAAUUCUGAACCGCACAUUUUGGGCUUGCUUUGUCAUGGACAGGCUCGUCUUCUGUGGGAAACCUCAGCCACUGGCUCUUCCCCUUCAUUCAGUGGAUGUACACUGGCCUAUUGGACAGCGAGACUUUGCAUUCGGCCAAACGACAUCUCGUAUCUACCCAAACGUUGAGCAAGGCAAAAUUAUUGAUCAUGCCAAGUAUCAUGACUUGGACAGAGUGUAUACCCUGAUUGUUCAAGGGUAUGAUGUUUGGUCCAAGAUCCUGCAUUGGAUAGCCGGUGGUGGCCGUCGACGACCGUCUACUCGCCAGCAAAUAGUAUGCCCGUGGGAGCUUGGCUCCAUCUGGCUUUCUCUAUACGAUGAAUUGCAGGAGUGGCGGGGCAGGCAUGAAAGUAGUAUCCGAUUUCCAGAUACAGCGUUAGAAGUUCAUGCAAGUCUUGGACAGGCACAUUCUUUCGCGUAUCUCAAUCUGAUAUAUCAUCUCUGCCGAUUGUUUCUGGGACGUGAAUACAUCCCUUUUCUUCCGACGCCCACGUCCCAACCUUCAGGGCCGGUAGAUCCGCCCCUUUUGGCGCAGGAGGCACCUUCGGGAUGGUGGGAAGAAAGAUCAUAUGAGCUGUUCGCAUCUUCCGCACACAUAACCGAUAUCCUUCGCCGGUUAGAUGCUGCAGCGACGCCCUUUUUCACACCCUUCUCAGGCUUUUGUGCCUUCUCAGCCGCAACUAUGAAUGCAUACGUCUUGUACUUCCCCCGAAUGAACCUGGGUCGAAGUACGACAGCUGCGGCAGACUUCAACGCCGACAGAGCGUAUCUUGACCGAUUUCGUACACAGUGGGCAAUAGGAGCUCGUUGGUGGACGGCCAUAGAGACCAUCCAGCGUCUAUUCGAACGGGCCGGUCGUGACCAGGCCAAAUUUAUUGGCAAAACUCGCACAGACUUUUUAGCAUUAGAGGCGAUCAUAAACCACAGUGCAUCCAGCUUCCCCUCAGAGGUGGAAACUGAUACUCAUAUGGAGCCUCAAGAUCACCCGAGAGAUUUACCAGCGACCCCUAGGUCUAAUACUGUCAACGAAGGGCAUGCGACUCUUGCCGGGAGCCAUUCUAUUUCUGAAGUGAUGAGCGUUCGAAACUCGACACAGUUUCAGCAGCAGAUACAGCCGCAGCUUGACACAAUGUUAUACUAUGAUGGUAAUGGCAACGAGUGGAAUGCCAUCUGGCCUUUAUGGGAGGAUCAAAUAGGCGUCUCUUUUGCACCAGAACAUGCUCCGUGGGAUUACGCUGCGGAUUCAGCGUCAAUGUUGUGA
This is a messenger RNA of Trichoderma breve, 1422 nucleotides long. RefSeq names its product fungal specific transcription factor domain-containing protein. The record is from RefSeq and is a predicted model, not a curated record. The coding region runs from base 1 to 1422 and encodes 473 amino acids. NCBI's taxonomy places the organism in Eukaryota, Fungi, Ascomycota, Sordariomycetes, Hypocreales, Hypocreaceae. Gene Ontology annotation, biological process: DNA-templated transcription. Gene Ontology annotation, cellular component: nucleus. Gene Ontology annotation, molecular function: DNA binding; zinc ion binding. The transcript has 3 exons.